Echinostoma caproni is the source of this 525-nucleotide messenger RNA. NCBI's taxonomy places the organism in Eukaryota, Metazoa, Platyhelminthes, Trematoda, Plagiorchiida, Echinostomatidae. The record is from the annotation of a GenBank genome assembly.
AUGACUUCCGUUAAUCAGCCAUCAAAAAAUGAAAUAACAGCGAUCCUCACGAAGCUAAAGUCACUGCCAUAUAAUAAGGUACUGCUCAGAGAAUUUACAAACCAAACCCACAUAUGUCACUUAUGGCGUGUUCUUGUGUAUCGAUUGUUCUGCUGCUCACCGCGCUUUAGGUCUACGAGCAAUGCAAGUUGGGGUAGAGCUGCAGAACUGUAUCGCACAAAACUUGAAAAACUAGCCUUAAACGCCAUGAAAAUUCACGGCACUAAACUAUUGAUAGACACUUCUGAGGAAAAACCAGAGUCACCCACCGGAAAAGAAACUGAUUUCUUCAAAGAGCAUACUGAAGUUAAUCCACGAGAUCUAGAAGGCGCUAGCCUGAGUACCACAAAACCAAGUCUAUUUCUGGGUACGUCGAUUCGAUCUCUAGAGAGAGAGAGAGAGAGAGAGAGAAGCGUGCAGGUAAGUAAGCUUGCAGAAAGUGAAAGUCAACGUAUCGUGACCAACGAGAUAAUCUUGGUCCGGUAA